This is a messenger RNA of Owenia fusiformis, 406 nucleotides long. The record is from the annotation of a GenBank genome assembly. Lineage: Eukaryota; Metazoa; Annelida; Polychaeta; Sabellida; Oweniidae.
CUUUCACUGACAUAGGAGACUUAAAACAAUCCAAAGGGCUAAUCUUUAUCACCGGAAACAAAGAAACCACACGAAGACUUUCUUUCACUGACAUAGGAGACUUAAAACAAUCCAAAGGGCUAAUCUUUAUCACCGGAAACAAAGAAACCACACGAAGACUUUCUUUCACUGACAUAGGAGACUUAAAACAAUCCAAAGGGCUAAUCUUUAUCACCGGAAACAAAGAAACCACACGAAGACUUUCUUUCACUGAUAUAGGAGAUUUAAAACAAGUCAAGGAAUAUUUCACAAUAGAUAAAACAAAUCAAAUAGCCUUUUAUUGGUUUUCACGAGGCUUUCUAAAAUCGCUCAAAACAUGUGUCCCACAAGACUCCUGCGUUAUACCUCAAUUUGGUGUCAUUAUAAG